UCACGGUAAAAGUGGAACAACAGCGCCCUCUGGAGGCCGGUUCCGUUCAUCAUGGCAGAAAACAACCAGCUCCACAGCAGCCAACUGUCUGUGGAGCUCCAAAAGGAAGUCGCUGCUCAUAUUAGGAGCUUUUAUGCGCAGACCUUGCCCCUUUGUCCGCAGGGGGAGAGCGUCCAUUGCUUAUUUCCGCCCUUAUCAGCAGCCUUUGGGCUCCCACCUCUCGGGCCGGUCGGGGUUUUAUGGGCGGACUUGUUCUGCAGACUUCGGCCCGGUUUCUGUCCCAGUUCCGCUCUGCGCUUUGGAGUCCGGGACAUUGAGCUUUUGUGCAGCCGGAGGAGAGGAAGAUGAACCCCGUCAGCGGAACCAGCAGAGGGAAGACCUUCCUGUUCACGUCCGAGUCUGUGGGACAGGGACACUCCGAUAAAAUGUGUGAUCAGAUCAGUGAUGCUGUCCUGGAUGCGUACUUGAGUCAAGACCCGGACUCCAAAGUGGCGUGUGAGUGCGUGGCAAAGACCGGGAUGAUCCUCCUGGUGGGGGAGGUGACGUCCAGGGCCAUAGUGGACCUCCAGGCGGUGGUCAGAAACACGAUCAGGGACAUCGGCUACGACGACUCCUCCAAAGGUUUCGACUACAAGACCUGCAACGUGCUGGUGGCUCUGGAGCCGCAGUGCGCCGAGAUAUCCGACUGCGUGUUCGAGGGCAGGGACCAGGAGGACAUCGGAGCCGGGGACCAGGGCCUGAUGUUUGGAUACGCCACCGAUGAGACGGAGGAGUGCAUGCCGCUGACCCUCCUGCUGGCCCACAAACUCACCCACCGGAUGAGGGAGCUGUCCCGCAACGGGGAGUGUCCCUGGAUCCGCCCGGACUGCAAGUCGCAGGUGACGGUGGAGUACCAGGACAGCUUCGGCGCCAUGCGGCCGCUGCGCGUUCACACGGUGGUCAUCUCGGUGCAGCACAGCCCGGACGUCUCCCUGGACGAGAUCCGGCGCAGCCUGAUGGAGAAGGUGGUGCGGGCGGUGGUCCCCGAAAAGUACCUGGACGACAAGACCAUCUACCACCUGCUGCCCAGCAGGAAGUUCCUCAUCGGAGGCCCUCAGGGCGAUGCGGGGCUCACCGGGCGUAAAAUCAUCGUGGACACCUACGGCGGCUGGGGGGGGCACGGGGGCGGGGCUUUCUCCGGGAAGGACUACUCCAAAGUGGACCGGUCCGGCGCCUACGCCGCCCGCUGGGUGGCCAAGUCCCUGGUCAAGGCCGGACUCUGUAGACGGGCCCUCGUUCAGAUCUCCUACGCCAUCGGCGUGAGCCACCCGCUGUCCGUCUCCGUCUUCCACUACGGCACGUCCAGCCGGGACGAGGACGAGCUGCUGCGGAUCGUCCAGAACAACUUCGACCUCCGGCCGGGGGUCAUUGUGAGGGAGCUGGGCCUGAAGAGGCCCAUCUACCAGCCCACCGCCUGCUACGGCCACUUCGGACGGCAGGAGUUCCCCUGGGAGCAGCCCAAGCCUCUGGUGCUCUGACCAAGGGCCCAGACUGGAUCCAGACCCAGACCGGACCCAGACCAGACCUGACCUCGUCCCCAGACCGGACCCGAGUCCGACCGGAGCAUCGUAACGUGGAGUUGAACAGUGGAUAAAAAAGUCCUUUCUGUUCUGUUUUAAUUUGGGAGUAAAACGUGAAACAAUCCUCUGUUUACAUUUACUAUUCAUCAGUAAUCGUUAGAAAAAACUGUGAUUUCUAUUUGAUACAACAAGAAAAAAAUGCAUUUUGCAUAAAAACUCUGAAGCACAAUCUUCCUGGGCUUUGUCCAUAAAGGUGAAUUAUUAUGCUCUUUUUACCAGUUUGGUAUUUGGGAGGCUUAUUGAGGCAUAUGAGACAUAAUUAGGUAUUUUUGGGUAGUUUUAGGCCUCAGCUCCGCCCUUUUGGUUCGAUCAGCAGCUCUAUAAAUAGACAAGAAUUUGAUUGAUUUGAACCUGUAAGUUUUAGAAGGACUUCAUCCUCCAUUUGAACCUCAGACUCUGAAGGCUUUAUGGUGGAUGUGUGUGUGUUAUCAGUUGAAAACGUGUUGAACUGGUCUGAGAAAAGGAUGCAGAGCUGGAGAAAUAAACCUGUAGAUGGAGCUGCUGCACCAGACCAGAGACGGCUGAACACCUGCCCUUAAGUUAGCUGUGCCCGAAGGCGUCCUGAGCUCUGGCUGUUGUUUGGUCUGUUCCAGUUAAUAAUCUAAA
Menidia menidia (Atlantic silverside) is the source of this 2225-nucleotide messenger RNA. NCBI's taxonomy places the organism in Eukaryota, Metazoa, Chordata, Actinopteri, Atheriniformes, Atherinopsidae. The record is from the annotation of a GenBank genome assembly.